UAAAAUAAUCGUCACCGAAGAUAUCCGUACCCAUAUGUCACUUGAUUCCAUACCAAACCCGUCAGCGUUCAACUAUAAAUAUUCAAUGCGAUUCAUUACCAACACCGAAACCCAACCCGUUCACAAACUGACCCGAUCAUAAACUAGAACUAAACUCGUUAUUAUUAUCUUGCAUCACUCGUAUCGUAUAAUCUUCUCAUUUCCCUUGCGGAUUUUUUUCAAACACCUCGUGUGCUUCUCAAUUUUCAUUUCAAUAGAUUCUGAGUCCUGAUUCGGAUCGGUUUUGAAAAUAUUCCCCAAUUUUCAAUGCUUACAAAUGUUUGCACCACGUACUGAGAUUGGAUUUUAUAUUCUAUAAGGUUGAAUUCAAAGCCUAUUAUGUGAUGGGGCAUGGUUAACACUAUCCAGCUUUGAAGGGGUAGGAUGAUCAUUUACAGUUGGUAAUGGUGGAAAAUGACAACCCAACUGAAUUGUUUCCACCAAGAAGAAAACAGAUUGGGGAAAAAGGAGAAUAAAGAUAAAGCUCUAUAAGUGCUUGAUUUUGGAUUCACAAACAUUAUGUUCUCUAUAGAUUUUUCGUGCUCCUGACUGUAAGAGGAGCAACUGCAACUAUUUUAUUCUUUGGUAAAUAAGGGAGAGGUUGAACUUCUGCCAUGCCUUCCCUUCAGCUGUUGAACCUAACUCGGCAUGGCCAGAGUUUUCUGGCUUCGAGGAGGAAAGCCAUACUACUUACAUCUGGUAUCUUAAUUGCUGGCGGAACAGCUGCAUAUAUGCAAUCAAGGUUUAGAGUUAAUAAACAUGAUUUUGGCAAUUGCAAUGAGCAAAGCCAUGAUAAAGAAGUAACAAAGGAGGAGGUUAUGAAUGACUCCACUGCACCAAAAAAUAAACAAAAGAAAGGGGGCUUGAAAUCACUUAAAGUCCUUACUGCAAUUCUUCUAUCCGAGAUGGGCCAAUUAGGUGUGAAGAAUCUUUUAUCUUUAGUUGCCACAGUGGUGCUGCGAACUGCUUUAAGCAACAGGCUAGCUAAAGUGCAAGGCUUCCUAUUUCGUGCUGCUUUUCUUCGGCGUGCACCAUUGUUUUUUCGGUUAAUUUCAGAAAAUAUUAUUUUGUGCUUCCUCUUGUCAACCAUUCAUUCUACAUCAAAGUAUAUAACAGGCACUCUGAGUCUACAUUUCAGAAAAAUAUUGACAAAACUUAUCCAUUCCCACUAUUUUGAGAACAUGGUAUAUUACAAAAUAUCACACGUCGAUGGUCGGAUAACAAACCCAGAGCAAAGAAUUGCUAGUGAUGUACCAAAGUUCUGUUCAGAGUUGAGUGAAAUUGUUCAAGAUGAUCUAACAGCAGUGACUGAUGGACUUCUAUAUACUUGGCGGCUGUGUUCAUAUGCUAGCCCAAAAUAUGUCUUCUGGAUAUUGGCCUAUGUGCUUGGAGCUGGGGCUGCAAUCAGAAACUUCUCUCCUUCGUUUGGGAAACUUAUGUCCAGAGAACAGCAACUGGAAGGAGAGUAUCGACAGCUUCACUCACGAUUAAGGACUCACUCAGAAAGUAUAGCAUUUUACGGUGGAGAGAGGAGAGAAGAAUCUCAUAUUCAACAGAAAUUUAAAACCUUGGUUGGGCACAUGAGUAGAGUGCUACAUGACCAUUGGUGGUUUGGCAUGAUUCAGGACUUUUUGUUGAAAUACCUUGGUGCAACUUUUGCUGUUAUUUUGAUUAUUGAACCUUUCUUUUCUGGUCAUCUAAGGCCGGAUAGUUCAACUUUAGGGCGUGCCGAGAUGUUAAGCAAUCUAAGAUAUCACACAAGUGUCAUAAUUUCCUUAUUUCAGUCUCUAGGAACUCUUUCUAUCAGUGCAAGACGGCUCAAUCGUCUUAGUGGGUAUGCUGAUCGCAUUUACGAAUUAAUGGCUGUAUCAAGGGAGCUAAGUUUGGUGGAUGAGAAAUCAUCCCUGCAAAGAAAUGGAAGUAGAAAUUGCAUAAGCGAAGCUAACUACAUUGAAUUUUCGAAUGUCAAGGUUGUGACCCCCACUGGUAAUGUCCUGGUGGAUGAUCUGACUCUCAGAGUUGAGCCAGGAUCUAAUCUUUUGAUUACAGGUCCAAAUGGAAGUGGAAAAAGCUCGCUUUUCCGGGUUUUAGGCGGUCUUUGGCCGUUGAUAUCUGGACAUAUUGUGAAACCUGGUAUUGGCUCUGAUCUUAAUAAGGAGAUUUUCUAUGUGCCACAAAGACCAUACACUGCUGUGGGAACACUUCGCGAUCAGUUGAUUUAUCCUCUUACUGCCAAUCAAGAGGUUGAACCGCUCACAAAGCAUGGGAUGGUGGAGCUAUUGAAAAAUGUUGACCUUGAAUACCUGUUGGACCGUUACCCGCCUGAAAAGGAAGUAAACUGGGGUGAUGAACUUUCAUUGGGUGAGCAACAGAGAUUGGGCAUGGCUAGACUUUUCUACCACAAACCUAAAUUUGCAAUUCUUGAUGAGUGCACAAGUGCUGUCACUACUGACAUGGAAGAACGAUUUUGUGCUAAAGUUCGGGCCAUGGGAACAUCAUGCAUUACCAUAUCACAUCGUCCAGCAUUGGUUGCAUUCCAUGAUGUGGUUUUAUCCUUAGAUGGUGAAGGAGGAUGGAGUGUUCAUUAUAGAAGGGAGGACUCUUCUACUGAAAUGGGGAUUGAUACAAUGAAGGUGUCAGAAACAAAACGACAGAAUGAUGCAAAAGCAGUUCAACGAGCAUUUGCCAUGAAUAAAAAGGACUCUGCAUUCUCAAAUUCAAAAGCAGAGUCGUAUAUUGCAGAUGUGAUACAUUCAUCCCCAUCUACUAAUCAGACUAUUUUGCCAUCUACUGUUCCCCAACUUCGUGGUAAUACAAGGAUAUUGCCACUGAGAGUAGCCGCCAUGUGCAAAGUAUUGGUACCCACUGUAUUCGAUAAACAAGGCGCACAACUGCUUGCCGUUGCUCUUCUUGUUGUUUCAAGAACAUGGGUAUCAGAUCGUAUUGCAUCUCUAAAUGGUACCACUGUGAAGUUUGUUUUGGAGCAGGAUAAAGUUGCCUUUAUUCGGUUAAUUGGUAUAAGUGUACUUCAAAGUGCCGCAUCUUCUUUCAUUGCACCUUCUAUAAGACAUUUGACAGCACGGCUGGCCCUUGGGUGGCGGAUUCGUCUGACACAACAUCUACUCAAGAACUAUUUGAGAAGCAAUGUGUUUUACAAGGUCUUCCACAUGGCAAGCAAAAGUGUUGAUGCAGAUCAGAGGAUAACUCAAGAUUUGGAGAAGUUAACAACAGACUUGUCUGGACUGGUAACUGGACUGGUAAAGCCAACCGUAGAUAUUUUGUGGUUCACGUGGAGAAUGAAGCUUUUAACUGGUCAAAGGGGAGUUGCCAUCCUCUAUGUUUACAUGUUACUUGGCCUUGGGUUUUUAAGAGCUGUUACUCCUGAUUUUGGUGAUUUGAUAAGCCAAGAACAACAACUUGAAGGAAUUUUUAGGUUCAUGCAUGAAAGACUCUGUACUCAUGCUGAAUCCGUUGCUUUCUUCGGAGGUGGUGCUCGAGAAAAAGCGAUGGUUGAAUCAAGAUUCAGCGACCUUCUCACACACUCCCAGUAUCUUCUGAAAAAGAAGUGGCUGUUUGGUAUACUAGACGAUUUCAUCACAAAACAACUACCUCAUAAUGUGACUUGGUUGUUGAGCUUGUUGUAUGCUAUGGAACACAAAGGAGACCGUGCAGCGAUAAGUACCCAGGGUGAGCUGGCACAUGCAUUGAGGUUCUUAGCAUCUGUCGUUUCUCAAAGCUUUUUAGCUUUCGGCGACAUUCUUGAAUUGAAUAGGAAGCUUGUAGAGCUUUCUGGGGGUAUUAAUCGGAUUUUUGAGCUUGAAGAGCUGCUGGAUGCAGCACAGUCUGGGGAAUUCAUCAAUGGCGGUGCUAUGUCUGCAGUAACGGAUUAUCAUUCUAAAGAUGUUAUUUCUUUUUCUAAGGUUAAUAUUGUCACCCCUACACAGAAGAUGUUGGCCAGGGAAUUGACAUGUGAUGUUGAGCUUGGGAGAAGCCUGCUUGUUACUGGUCCAAAUGGAAGCGGGAAAAGUUCCAUUUUCAGAGUUCUCCGAGGACUUUGGCCAAUUGCAAGUGGAAGAUUAUCUAGACCAUCUGAAGAUGUGAAUCUAGAUGCUGGAUCAGGUUGUGGCAUCUUCUAUGUUCCUCAACGGCCGUACACAUGCCUGGGAACAUUGAGGGACCAAAUUAUAUACCCUCUAUCCCGGGAGGAAGCAGAGUUAAGAGCAUUGAAGGUUUAUGGAAAAGGUGAAAAACAUCCUGACACUGUAAAGUUGCUGGACAAGCACUUGGAAAGUAUCCUGGAGAAUGUUCGGUUGAAUUAUCUUCUAGAAAGGGACAACAAGGGCUGGGAUGCAAAUAUAAAUUGGGAAGACACUCUCUCUCUUGGAGAACAGCAGAGAUUAGGCAUGGCACGCUUGUUCUUCCAUAAGCCUAAAUUUGGUAUCUUGGACGAGUGUACCAAUGCAACGAGUGUUGAUGUGGAAGAACACCUAUAUGGGCUAGCGAAGGAAAUGGAUAUCACAUUUAUUACUUCUUCACAACGUCCUGCUUUAAUACCAUUUCAUUCCACUGAAUUGCGGCUGAUUGAUGGUGAGGGUAAUUGGCAACUCCGUUCGAUCAAGCAAUGAUUCUCCAGUAAAUAGUGUUGCAGCAGAUUCUGAUAGUUACUAUUUGAGAUAUUGUGGAGUCUUGAACAUAAUAAGGUUUGCCAAUGAUGGUAUUCCUAUUUUAUUUCAUUUUGGGUUUACCAUUUACUAUAUUCUCCAAGCUUCAAGUUUUGCUCCAUAGACUUGUUAGGGCAAACAAACUGAAACAGCAGCAACAACCAAAAUGGUUGAUACGAAGUCGAAACACAACCAUGUCAUGAUCGCUGCAGUAUAUUAAAGAUAAGUCAUGUACAGCCUCUCCCCUCAUAUUCCUAGGUAGUUGAUAUUUAUUCAUAUUUUGUAACCAUUGUUUUAUUAAUAAAAAAAUAGCUUGAAAUAGAUAUAGCUCCUUGAGAUAUUUUGUUAUCGUCGUAAUACCUUCCGUGUCAACUGAAAUGCUUUUAUAUCA
This is a messenger RNA of Trifolium pratense (red clover), 5091 nucleotides long. Its product is annotated as ABC transporter D family member 1-like. Lineage: Eukaryota; Viridiplantae; Streptophyta; Magnoliopsida; Fabales; Fabaceae. The transcript has 28 exons. Gene Ontology annotation, molecular function: ATP hydrolysis activity; ABC-type transporter activity; ATP binding. Gene Ontology annotation, cellular component: peroxisomal membrane. The record is from RefSeq and is a predicted model, not a curated record. Gene Ontology annotation, biological process: fatty acid beta-oxidation; long-chain fatty acid import into peroxisome; peroxisome organization. Bases 654 to 4664 code for a protein of 1336 amino acids.